Chrysoperla carnea is the source of this 3286-nucleotide messenger RNA. RefSeq lists its product as uncharacterized. The record is from RefSeq and is a predicted model, not a curated record. The transcript has 2 exons. Lineage: Eukaryota; Metazoa; Arthropoda; Insecta; Neuroptera; Chrysopidae. Bases 1 to 1878 code for a protein of 625 amino acids. Gene Ontology annotation, molecular function: nucleic acid binding.
AUGUUCACGGUGCAGGCGAUCCAUCCCCCGCCCGGGGGAGGAGCUGGUGGUGGAGGCACCCAUCAAAUCACCCAACAACAUCAAACCAUUCAAAUACAACAACAAACAACUCAAUUACAAACAAUACAAGUUGUACAACAACAUUUAAUGGCAACUCCACCACAGCCUCAACAACCUCAGCCUCAGCCCCAACCGUCACAACCUCAACAACAAACAGGGAUUGUACAAAAAGUAAAAAAACAAAAAAGUGCAGGGGCUGAUAAAGGUGCUGGGGCUGUAAAAAAACAACGUAAAGAAAAAGUAAUCAAGAAAGUACCGAAAGUUAAAAAAGAAAAAAUUACAAAACGGAAAACUACUCGAGAAAUUAUCGACAAACAAGGACGAGGAAUUGUUUUUAAUGUUUAUAUGUUUUUGAAGGCAAUGCACAUGCGUCAACAAUGUCAGCAACCGGUAAAAUUUGCGAAAACACAAGAACUUACUGCCCAAGCUUGUGGAAUUGGUAAAAGAACUGUACAACGGAUUAUAAAAGAAGGUCGGAUAUCUUUGGAAACAAAUGAACAACCGGUAUUUGAAUCGCCCGUAAAAACUCGUACAACUCCAAGCAAUACAACAAUUGCAACCAAUAACAAUGGAAUAACAACAAUGAAACGUGAUAAAAUAAAUCGCUUAGAUGAUAUGGACUGCUUUAUUUUAAGACGAACAGUCCAUGAAUUUUACGAUCAAAAACAAUUUCCAACAGUUAAACAACUUUUACCAGUUAUCACGAAUAAAAUCAAUUUUCAAGGAUCAUGUAAUGCCUUACGUAAAAUAUUAAAGGAUUUAGGGUUCAGUUAUCGUAAAGCACCUGAUGGACGGAAAUUCUUAAUGGAACGUGCAGAUAUUGUAGCUGCUCGAGUGAAAUUUCUUCGUACAAUGCACGAGUUACGUAAAACUGAUCAACGUACUAUAUAUUACGUGGGAGAAAGUUCUGUAGAUCCUAAUUAUACGCUUAGCUUAACAAAUUUAACUCAAAACAACAAUAAAGAACAAAAAAAGUUAAAACAGGAACCACAGGGUUCAAAUUCGAUUGUAAUAUGUCAUGUAGGAUCUUCCAAAACGGGAUUUUUAUCACAGUGUAAAUUAGUAUUUCAACCAAAAACUAAAAAUCCGGAGACGGGACAAAUUAAUGAAAUGAAUACACAUGUUUUUAAAUCAUGGUUUGUUAAAGUCUUGCAUAACUUACAGGAACCAUCGAUUAUUGUUAUGGAUAAUUCACAACAUCAUUCUCGUUUGCUAGAUUUAGUUCCAGGUGCUGGAUCACGGAAAGCUGACAUUGUUGAAUGGUUAUGGCGUUAUGGUGUAUCACACGAUACCAAACAAACUCGAGCUGAAUUACUAUCGCUUGUAAAACUUCAUCAACCCAAAUCUAAAUCAUACGAACUAGACACUAUUGCACAAGAAAAAGGCCAUACUGUUGUACGUCUACCACCAUAUCAUAAUCAAUAUAAUCCAAUUGAAAUGGUAUGGGCUCAAGUGAAAAGUGAAGUCGCUGAACGUAAUAUUACAUGCCAAGUUGCUGAUGUUGAACAAUUAGUAAAUCAUGUACUCGAUCAAACUAGUCGUGAAGUAUGGGAGCAAAGUGUACAACAUGCUGAACAAUUGCAGGAGAAUGAUUUUAAGAAAGAAUUAUAUCGUGAUCAACAUUUAGAAUCAUUUGUUAUAAAUCUACAAAGUGAUAGUGAAUCAGAUGACGAGCAUCAUGAUGAUUAUUAUUCAGACGAUGAUCAUGAUCAACAUGAUGGAGAUUCACUUACAGUACAUCAUGAUCAACAUACAUUGAUUACGGGCGAUACAUCAACAUUACAUCAUGAUAACAAUGAUAAGAAUUUAUUUUCAUAAAUAAGGAUAUGCAUCAUUUUCUUCGAUAUGGGAUUAUUGGAAUGUCAGGGAAAUACCUUUUUAUUAUCGGAAAAUGAUGCAUAUCAUAUCGUAAUGUAAAUAUAUACACUAUUAACUUUUUCAAUAUCGGCCGUAUAUUUUUUCAAAAUUGUGAUAGAAGUGGCAUAAAGCUUAGCAAUACAUAGGCCGGGGAGGCGAACUUUAUUCUUUAGUAACUUUUUCUUCGCCUGGUUUCUCAUGUGCAUCUAAAUCGUGAAUACUUCUUGGAAAAAAUUUGUAGUUUCUUGUAAUAAUAUCCUUCUUCUAAACAUGCGGUUUAGAGUCAAAGGCUCGAAUGAGAUCAAAAAAACUUCUAUUUUGAAAGUCACAUAACAUUGUGCAUAAACAGACUGAUUUCUUCCAAGCAAUCAACCAUGAAAUUGACUAGUAUGCAAUGCGUAAACAAACUAUUACUUCAUUAUAAACUUUGCUAUCGGUGGCAGGCCCAAAAUAUUGUGUCGCGUGCCAUUGGUUCGCCAUCCCUGACAUAGGCUAUUUACUGGAAAGUAUGAAGUCAUUUUAGUCAAUCUAUCCGUACAACCAGACCUUAUUAUCUUUUGAUAAAAUACACGUAAAUCAAAUGGCCAAUCUACAGGCUAAGGAGUUCGCGUAAAUCAAAAGUACGAGGUUCAAUUUCUUACAGGUUUUUUCACUUUCUUUAUUAUUAUUUUUCGAUAAGUAUAUCAAAGAUAAUAAACACUGUUAUUUAUCAAUUAAGAAAAAAUAUUAGUCGUGUCAACGAAGGAAGUUUGGCUCACAGUGGUAGAAAAAAUAUUUAAAAAAUUAAAAUGUGAUAAUUAUAAUAUAUGAAUAAUUAUUUAAAUUUAGUAUUUUAUAAAUUCAUUGUUAUAUAUUUGGUACGGAAAUCAUUAUAAACAUAUUGUUUACCUUUAUGUUAAGAAACUAAAAUUUAAAAAUCAGAUUUUAUCUAAAGAUUCCAUUAUCGUUCUCUUAAUCCACCAUACAAUAUAAUAUGUUAAAGACAUGUUCUAGGAUCACCGCACACUUGUAUAAAUAUAAACCACUGUGUUGUUAGAAGACAAUAUCGAGCGGAUGUAUGUUGGCGUAAAGUUCUUGAUUUUACGCUUUUGUUAAUUCUUGAUAAUAAAUUAUCGGUAUUAUUUGGUAGUCUCACCAAUCACAGUCACUAAGGGAUUCUUUUUUAGAACUGAGGAGUAUUGUACUAUCGAUAUAUAAGUAUGUAGUAGGCGAUCAUUUUCUUAGCCACACUAAAAGUUCACUUCUUAAUAUUAAAGCCACCACUAUUAGAAACUCCAAAAACAAUUUCCUUUUUUUGGAGUUUUUUGCAAUUUUUAAUAAUAUAAAUGAUUUAUAAUUGCAGAAGCGUGAAUUAUUAUAACUUAAUCAA